AUGUCGCAAUCUCACUCACCAAUCAAACGUAGCCGAUGCCGGUUCGGGAGUUCCGAGCCUGAUAUCUGCACCCGAACCAAAUCUACGCUCCCACUCCCACUCCCACAGUUCGUUGAAAAUCUCCCUCACUUUUUCAUCUUUUUCGCAGCUAAAAAAAAAAAACCUCAUUUUCUUCCCCCAUUCUCGCUCUCACUACUUUCUCUAUCUGGAAAAAGCUCCUCCUUUUGCCGAUUCAAACCCCUAGGAGUUCAAUUCAGCGCAAUUUUCUUUAUUUAUUCGCAUCUCGAUACCCAGGGGAAGGUCUUGGGGCUAAGAAGAUGCCAGAGAAAAAUUGAUUUGGCAAAUUCUGAUUCAAAAAAUUAUGGUUCACAAAUCUCAGAUAGAGUUUUAGGACAGGGCAGUUAUGCCCUUCAUGCUUCACAUGGCUCGAAUUUUGAUCAAGCUACUGUGAGGCCUAGUUUUUCUAACAGUCAAUACCAAAGCGAACUGCCAAAUUUGAAUGGCUAUAUGUGUGGAGAUCAGGUUCACCAGACGAGGCUUAGUGAAGCUAACUCUCUUGCAACAGAUUCUGAUCAGCAUCAUCUAAUUACCACGAGAGGCUUAUCUAUCCAUGAAUUCCAGAAAGCAGAUGAGUUUUCAGCAAUCAAGCAUGCUGCAAUCUUUGCAGCAUCGACAAUCUGGGCUCAAUGA
Molecule: messenger RNA, 690 nt
Organism: Fraxinus pennsylvanica
Lineage: Eukaryota; Viridiplantae; Streptophyta; Magnoliopsida; Lamiales; Oleaceae
Source: the annotation of a GenBank genome assembly